Messenger RNA from Aspergillus oryzae RIB40, 2406 nucleotides. Its product is annotated as leucine-rich repeat domain-containing protein. Gene Ontology annotation, molecular function: protein kinase binding. Lineage: Eukaryota; Fungi; Ascomycota; Eurotiomycetes; Eurotiales; Aspergillaceae. The record is from RefSeq and is a predicted model, not a curated record. The coding region runs from base 1 to 2406 and encodes 801 amino acids. Gene Ontology annotation, cellular component: cytoplasm. The transcript has 2 exons.
AUGGAGAAGCUGAACAAUGAAGAUGGACAGCUUUUCAUAAAGAAUCUCGCCAGUUUUGUACGAACCCAUGAGAAGGCACUCGCCAACGCGCUUCAGUUGAAACGUCAGCCUAGCAAAAAUGCGUCCACUCAGUCGAGCUCGUCUACGAGCUCGGCCUCAUCGGCUUUGGCAGCAGCCUUGUCAUUCGGUGCCUUGAAAUUCACCUCUCAAACUAUCAAACCCGCUAAACUUACCCUGACCCCUCACCACCUCUUCUAUCUCCUCUCCCGAUUCGAAGAUCUCUCUAUAGCCGUGGGCCCUAUGAAUGUUAGACUGGAGAAUAUUCAUACCGACGUGUCGCAGUCCUAUGUUUCGUUCCUGAAUAAGCCUCAACGGUCCAGGGGCGACAGGGAUUCUAUCCACUCUGUAUCAAGUGUCCGUAGUGUCAUGUCUGGUAUGAGUGCUCUCUGGUCGUCAUUUGGGCUAGGCUCGAAGGACUCCGUCUCCAAGUCAGAGAAGGCCAAAGCAGCCCUAGAAGCAGAUCUUAAAUAUCUAUACUCUGCUUUUACUAAAAUUCCGUGCUUGCGUCUAGCCCCUGACCGUCGUGCCCGCCUGAUCCGCGGAUACGAAGAGUUUCCUUUUGAUACCGCUGUCCCUCUCCACUCCUUUAAAAACUUGGGUGGACUAGAGAUAAUUGAUAUAGACUUUCGCUCGUUUUUCGGCUGGGACCGACUAUCCGAGCAACUACGCACCCUUACUGUGAAGAGAGCCAAGAUCGAGGACCCCGCGGAUCUGUUGACGGGAAUAGUGUUGGACGACAUUGACAAGCGUCGGCGCCGGUCGUCCAAGAAUCAGCAAUCGCCUGUCCUGGGGUGGAGUGGGAAUACAUACCCUCAGCCGGUCUACAAGUCCGACAUCCCUGGCUCCCUCUCUGCUCCCGGGUCUCCGGUGGCUGAUACGGCGUUCGGUACCAGCACCAGUCCCCAGGCGGUCCCCAUGCUUAGAGUAGGAUCCGAAGGUGCUAGAGGCCAUGCACGAACGGGAAGUAUUUCGCCCACGCGCCCGACAAGCUCCAAACACUCUUCCCACCGCCAUAGCCGGCGCAUACGACGUACCGGAUCUGGUAGUUCAAACUCGAGUGAUAACACCGGUCAUCGUAAUGGAAGUUCUUCGAACCUCGCUGCUGGCGGUCUUCCGCCGUCCAAAUGGCAAUUUUUGCGGCAUCUGGGUCUCCCAGAUAACUCUUUAACCUCCGUCACGGCCGCCGGACUUGCUCCGGUUGCCAAUACGCUGUACUCUCUUGAUCUGUCGGCGAAUCUCUUCACCGAGGUCCCGGACAGCCUCGCAACGCUAGUUGCUUUGCGAGCCCUUAAUCUCUCCAACUGCAUGAUAGAAUCUCUCCACUCACUGUCUCGCAACCCUCUUCCUGCUAUAACUGCUCUUAACCUUCGCGGCAACCGGCUUCGCUCGCUUGCGGGCAUUGAAAGGCUACUAUCCCUGGAAAGACUGGACCUCCGAGACAACGACCUGACCGACCCCACUGAGAUUGCCAGGCUAACGAGUCUCCCUGAAAUACGGGAGAUUUGGGUGUCUGGGAAUCCUUUCGUGAAAACGCAUUCUGGCUACCGCAUUGUAAUUUUCAACCUCUUCCGUCGUACUCCGGGAUACUCGGAAGACAUCAUUAUCGAUGGAUCCGGCCCAGGGUACACAGAGAGGAAGCAGCUAGUUGAUCGGGUUGCCGAGCCCGAAGGUACACCGAUCAUACGAUCAGCUGCCGCGGACCACUCGGCCGUCGUCAGCAAGCCAGCCACCACCGCAGUACCGGGAGCCGCAGCUGCCGGGCCCGCUGAGGGAGAAGAUGGUUAUGCACGACGAACACCACAAAAUGAAUAUGGCGUUGGGUCUACUCGUCGGAAGAAAGGUCAUCGAAGGAGGAUCGUCAACACGUCUGUGGAGAAGGCCUCAACUGAUGGUAAAGAAACCCCAGGUGCGAUGGUGCCUUCUGUCCUUCCUAUUCAGCAUAUUCAAUUACCCGUUGAUCCAUUUGUGACACCGUCUUCCGACCGUCAACGGAGAUCUGAUGGUGGACCUCAGGUCGGACCUGCGAAAGUUCGAAGCCCAGAAAGGGUCGACAGUGAUCCAGACCUCCCCAGCCAGCCGCUGAACGAGUCUCUUGUCAUACCGCGGGUAGUCCAGGAGCUGGACUGGAACGCGGAUGGCCAGUUCUACCGGCGGCAACUGGAGGCUCUGAAACACGACGUCGGCAACACCUGGCUCCAUGCGCUGGGGGACCGUGGCUGGGAUCAGCCACCACGGGACAUCAACAUUCCUCGCACGGGGGUGAACCUCGGGGAUUCAGCAAUUAUCCCAGCGGAGGCACUUACCCGGGCAAACAACCUGCCCAUUCUCAGCGGAGGCCGACCCUGA